This is a messenger RNA of Corylus avellana, 1323 nucleotides long. Its product is annotated as ricin B-like lectin EULS3. The record is from RefSeq and is a predicted model, not a curated record. Lineage: Eukaryota; Viridiplantae; Streptophyta; Magnoliopsida; Fagales; Betulaceae.
AUUACCUUUUAAAACAGUCCUGGGUUGAGAUCAUAUGACAUUGGAAUUCCAGAAAAAAAGAAGAAGAAAGAAUCAGAGUGGAUGAUGGAGUUCCCAUUUGGGCAUCAGUCUCACACCCACCACCACCGACGGAGGGAUGAUGAUGAUGAUGAUGGAGGAGGAGAAAGAGGGGAGAAUUACCCACCUCCAGGAACAACUGCCUUUGAUCACCCACCACCUCCGCGACCUCCUCCAUCAUCUUACGGGGAAGAUGAACCACCACCUCCACGACCUCCUCCAUCGUAUUACGGGGAAGAUGAACCACCACCUCCACGACCUCCUCCAUCAUAUUACGGGGAAGAUGAACCACCACCUCACCUUACCCACGCCUCCCACACCUCCCACGUGCCACCACCUCCACGCCACUCCCAAGAAUUCGAUAGCUACUCUGCCUUUCCAUCAGAAUCUCGUCCACCACCACCUCCACCCCCUUCCCAAGAAUUCGAUAGCUACUCUGCUUUUCCAUCAGGAUCUGAACCACCACCUCCUGAUUAUAUCACUACUACUUAUGUGGAGCAUGUUGCUCACGAUACUGAAACCCAUCAUACCCAUCGUCCGCAUUUACCCUCCUUCCUUCACCAUCAAACCCACCAGCCUCCUACCUCUGACCUCUCCAGCAAACGGACUUUCAGGGUCUUCUCCAAGGCCGAUCCCAACUACUCCCUCACUAUCGGAGAUGGCCAUGUCAUUCUUGCCGCAUCUGAUCCGUCCGAUGACUUCCAGCACUGGUACAAAGAUGAGAAGUACAGCACAAGGGUGAAGGAUGAAGAGGGCUUUCCCUGCUUUGCUCUUGUUAACAAAGCCACUGGUCAGGCCAUCAAGCACUCCAUUGGAGCCACUCAUCCUGUGCAGCUGAUUCCUUAUAGUGCUGAUGUUCUUGACGAGUCCAUCCUUUGGACUGAGAGCAAGGACUUAGGUGACAAUUUUCGAGCUAUAAGAAUGGUUAAUAACAUUCGACUUAAUGUGGAUGCUUUUCAUGGAGAUAAGAAAUCUGGAGGUGUGCAUGAUGGCACUACCAUAGUGCUGUGGCAGUGGAACAAAGGGAAUAACCAGCUUUGGAAGAUCAUUCCCUACUGAUCUCUGUGCAGUGUCGUGGCCAUGCGUUAAAUCUGUGUUGUGUUAAAAUAAAAAAAAAUCGAGUUGGGAGGAAUCUGCUUGUUCUCUUUGUGAGUGUGUUUGUGUUUCUAUGUUCACUAUGCGUGAAAAUCUCUGUAAUUCAGUCUCAGCGCCUGCUGCUGUUACUUUAUAUUCAUAAAUUAAUAUAAGUUAUUAUGUUAAAAAUAA